This is a messenger RNA of Megalops cyprinoides (Indo-Pacific tarpon), 983 nucleotides long. It is a transcript of the gene ovca2, whose product is annotated as OVCA2 serine hydrolase domain containing. Gene Ontology annotation, cellular component: nucleus; cytoplasm. Gene Ontology annotation, biological process: response to retinoic acid. The record is from RefSeq and is a predicted model, not a curated record. NCBI's taxonomy places the organism in Eukaryota, Metazoa, Chordata, Actinopteri, Elopiformes, Megalopidae.
CUGGCUACGUAAGCGUUAGCAAGGUUGCUAGCAGCGUAGCUAAUUUAUUACAGUGCAUGUAGUAAUAAUUACCUUAAUGUUUAUGUUGUUCAAGUGGUUUUUGCACCAAGAUUUCUAAUGUAUGCUUAAUUACAGGAGUGAGAAGUUUUGCAAGUCACACUAGCCACCUUUUAAGACAGUUGCUGCAUCCAGCCAUGUCCACCCACUCAGUCUCUGCACCGCUUCGAAUCCUCUGUAUCCACGGCUAUAGGCAGAACAGUGGUACGUUCCGGGACAAAACUGAACUGCUGAAGAAGCAGGCUGAGCUGGUUUAUAUCAGCGCCCCGCAUCGCGUUACCCUAAGCGCAGAAAUUGAACAGGAUCCGGAAAAGAACAAUGAGGCCAAAGAUGAGGAAGACCCCAGGGGCUGGUGGUUUUCGGAUGCCCAGGCUCGGACCUUUCAUGCUGGGCAAGUGUGUGAGGCCAGUCUGGGGCUUGAGGAGAGCUUCGAGACUGUAAAGACAGCCAUCAGGGAACAGGGGCCGUUCGACGGGAUCCUAGGCUUCAGUCAGGGCGCAGCGCUAGUGGCCAUGCUGUGUGCACUGCAGGAACAACAGCUCACGCCCGAAUUAAAGUUGCGGUUUGCCAUUCUAGUGGCUGGUUUCCCAAGCGCGUGCGCUCAGCACGAAAGGUUUUACACCGGCGUGACUCUCACCACCCCUUCGCUGCACGUGUUUGGGCAGACGGACGGCGUGAUUCCUGACAGCAUGAGUCGAGAGCUCCUCCCAAAGUUUAAGGACCCCCAGGUCCUGAUUCACCCUGGGGGGCACUUUGUCCCGGCGGCCUCCACCCACAGGCAGACUUACCAGGAAUUCCUAAAGAGGUUCCAGGGCUGAGGAUGGGGCUAAAUUUGAUUUCGUUGAGAAUGACCUGAGCGUGUCCACACGUCGGCCUGCACAGGCAGAUCGAAUCAUAAAACUCAUGUAAACAGCGCGCUGAUCCAC